Molecule: messenger RNA, 2357 nt
Organism: Pseudoliparis swirei
Lineage: Eukaryota; Metazoa; Chordata; Actinopteri; Perciformes; Liparidae
Product: glycoprotein endo-alpha-1,2-mannosidase-like protein
Exons: 4
Coding region: 975-2312 (445 amino acids)
Cellular component (GO): Golgi apparatus
Molecular function (GO): alpha-mannosidase activity
Source: RefSeq, a predicted model, not a curated record
AUCACCAUAAUAAUACACAUUCAUAUAAUCCCUACUCUGCAUAUUACAUUGGAUAUCACAAUGGCAAGACAUCUAGGAUGACCUAAUUCCCGGCAGCACCUGAAAGCAGCACGGGGAAGUGCCCUCGGCUGUCAUUCUAUAGAAUACCACUAGAUGGCAGCACAUCUCUGAAGUCAAUUAAACACUUGUGUUUGGACUUUAAAGUCAAUAUUAUGAUAACUGACAGUGUCUCGUGCUAAAGAGAUUAAACUGUGUGAUGAGUCACGGAGAUGUCCCGUCCGACACACCGACACGCCGACGUACUUGAUCUUUGUGGCUGAUGUGUCUCUCAUUUCUGUAGCGCGAGGCUCUGCAGCCAUGUCCAAACAAGCAAAAUAGAGACAACCCGAGCCCCGCCUCUUUGAUACCCCAAACAAACCGGACGGUCUAAAAAAAAAACCAACCACGGAGGCGAGGAAACCAUCUCUGGAUGUCACCGGGGUGCGUUAUCUCCACGCCGGUCCGGUGUCAGGUGGAUGGAUCAGCUGCUUCUGGGCGGGACUCGGCGGCCAGCUGGAGCCAAGCAGCGCAAGAGGAGAACAGUUUGGAGAUCAGUGAGUGGAGCGAGUCGAUGGGAACAGAACAGCAUCGCUGCCCUGUUAUACAGCCGGACGGGAGAAGACGGUACCGGACUCUGUUGUAUGGGAGUGAGUUUCCUCACACACACACACUUCAGGCUACGCAGCUCGGCAGAAUGGAAAACACCAAGCAGCACGAGAAAGUUACACAUCCCACAGCCAACUGCGUCAGUAGUAGCUGCGACCGGACUGCAAUCAUGUAGCUACUAUUUUUUUCUUUUUCUAUUCUUGUUAUGAAUUCAGAAGGAUAUAUGCCAUUGAAGAGGAGCUCGUAUAUCGUGAGGUGAACUCUCGGUAUAGCAGAACCAAGACAGAGGGGAGAUUUAUUUGCGCUCCUGGUUCCCUUCCAGACACAUAAUGGCAAGGCCACGCAGGAAAGCGUGCGUGGCUCUGUUUCUCUUCACGCUGUUCGUCUUUGGGACCAUGAUGGGACUGAGGACCCUGAAGCCCGACGACGGCUUCUCGGAUCUGGCUCCGGGCUCGGAGUUGUUGCCGAUGAUAGCGGCGGGGAAGAUGGACCGGCGCUCCGUGUCCCGUGACGCCACCGCGUCCCCGGAUCAAGCCCGUCCGGCUGGCAGCGACACUAAAGCAGUUUUGUCCAACUCCGGCCCCGAGGGGAUGAUAUUUUAUGAUGUUCAUAUAUUUUACUACACCUGGUACGGCACUCCUAACAUGGACGGCAAAUACAGCCAUUGGGACCACAUCCUGGUUCCACACUGGGACCCCAAAAUCGCAUCUAGCUACCCGAGAGGAAGACACAUGCCGCCGCAGGACAUCGGCUCCAGUUUCUACCCCGAACUCAAUCCGUACAGCUCGAGGGACCCGGACGUGUUGGAGUCCCACAUGGAGCAGAUAGGAGCAUCUGCAGCAGGGGUUCUGGUCCUGUCCUGGUAUCCUCCCGGCUUGGCUGAUGACAACGGGGAACCCGUUGAGGAUUUGGUACCAGAUGUGCUGGAUGCUGCAUAUAGACACAACCUCAAGGUCGCAUUUCACAUCCAACCAUACAUAGGGCGAAACGACCAGAGUGUGCAUGACAACAUCAAGUACAUCAUCGACAGGUACGGUGACCACGGAGCCUUCUACACGUUUAUCUCCAGCACAGGGAAGAGCCUUCCUCUGUUUUACAUCUACGACACCUACCUGACUCCUCCAGAGUCCUGGUCGGAGUUCCUGACUCCCACCGGCACCCACAGCGUGCGCGGCUCUUCCUACGACGCCGUCUUCAUCGCCCUGAUCGUGGAGGAGCGCCACAAGCACGACAUCCUCGCCGGCGGCUUCGACGGCAUGUACACCUACUUCGCCUCCAACGGCUUCUCCUUCGGCUCGUCUCACCAGAACUGGAAGGCCAUCAAAGCGUUCUGCGACGCCAACGAUCUCCUCUUCAUCCCGAGCGUCGGCCCGGGUUACGUCGACACCAGCAUCCGGCCGUGGAACAACCACAACAUGCGCAACCGGGUGAACGGCCGCUACUACGAGACGGCCCUGCAGGCGGCGCUGAACGCGAGGCCGGAGGUCGUCACCAUCACGUCUUUCAACGAGUGGCACGAGGGGACGCAGAUAGAGCGGGCGACGCCCAAGAAAACCGUGACCCGCGUGUACUUGGACUAUCAGCCGCACGGACCCGACCACUACCUGGAGCUGACCCGCCGCUGGGUGGAGCAGUUCAACAAAGAGAAGGAGCAGUGGCUCGUGUGAGCUCCCGGCCAGCGGACUUCCAUCGGCAUCGAAUGGGAGUGUGUG